Molecule: messenger RNA, 3351 nt
Organism: Puntigrus tetrazona (Sumatra barb)
Lineage: Eukaryota; Metazoa; Chordata; Actinopteri; Cypriniformes; Cyprinidae
Gene: sstr3a
Product: somatostatin receptor 3
Exons: 2
Coding region: 1274-2707 (477 amino acids)
Biological process (GO): neuropeptide signaling pathway
Cellular component (GO): neuron projection; membrane
Molecular function (GO): somatostatin receptor activity; neuropeptide binding
Source: RefSeq, a predicted model, not a curated record
GUACUCAGUGAGAGUGUUUUCUUGCGCAUGCAUUAUGUGGUCCUCUUCAGUGAAAAAAUCCUUUUAUCUUUAGUGAAAAAUUUGCAGUGAAAAUCCUUUUAUCUUUAACCUCUUCAGUGGAUCAUUCGUUCCAUUAACUGUCUAAAGACUCUCUUAAACUCAAGCGGCUGACAGCUGACCUAGGCAUCACGGAUCCGUCUUUUUUUACCUUUAUAGCUGAUUAUCUACAUCAAACAUUACACCUUGUGUAUUCAAGAAGAUAUUCAAAGUUAUAAGGGAGUUCUAAGGAACUUCAUAUGGCAAAUUAAACAUAUAAUUGUCGUCUAGUUUAGUUAAAAACUAAAAUACACUUAAACUUAGACUAGUAGACAAAAGUGAGAACGUUUUGUCAAGUCAAGUCAAAAGCAACUUUUCCAUCAAUAUUUAAAUGUGAGCAAAUAAAAAUCUGUUACCGUUUUCCAAUUAAAUCCAUAUCCUGCUAAAGCAAAUGAAAUCUAAUAUCACAAAUAAGUUCAAAUAGGUUUUACACAUACUGUUUUCAUGUUCAAAAAUGUAAUACAAAUUUGGCUUUUUCUCUUUAUCUAGUAAUAGCAAUCAAUUGUGUUUCUGUGAUGCUUGCAUGAUCAAAAUAUGACAGUUAUGGUUAAUAUUGUAUUGUAAUAAGAAUGUAAUAAUCAUUCUAUUCAAAACGGUUCAAAUCUCUUUCAAAUUCAAAGCAGUAACAAAGUUUACUUAAACCUUGGUCUGUCAAACAAAAUGUCAGUCGUAUAAUAAUAACCUGAGUGAAAUAUAUAUAUUGCUUCUCAUUCCUUCCCAGCAGUCUUGCGCCCUAAAGAACACGCCGUGCACUUACAGCUCAAUCAACAACAGACCUCUAAAACGCACGCGUGCACGCGCGCACGAGCUGACGGUACCGGAGUGAUUUCUAUCACGCCUACCUUCCCCUGGCGUGUGCCUGCGGAAGAGCCGUUACCUGGUUACAGGGGAGUGAUGGAGCAUUGAGCAAUGCAAUCUUCAGGACUCCUCAGAUAUGAGAGUUUCUCUCGCGUUCGCCGAGUCAAAGCACCGCGCGCUGUUUCUGCGGCGCCUCCAGAGAGCGCGUGCGACGGCUCGUUCAGGGAAAAAAACGCUCGAACCUCCGAAUUAAGUUAGAAGUAUCGCCACGUAUCUCCGGGUUUGUCAUAUUCCCAGCUGCGACGAGCAAGUUGGGCGGCAGAAUAUUGGUUUAAGGACAAUGGCCCCCAGCUGAAGGCAGUGACGGCAAGAGACUGAGAUGGAGCUGACCUCAGUAGACGCCUCUGCUGUGCUGGGCUUAUGGGGCAACGGCUCCAUUCCUGGUUUCCUUCUUAACGAGAGCAUUCUCAAUGACACUUGCUUUCUCAAUGCUUCGAACUGCACUAAUGGGACAGAUGCGGGGAACCGAGCAGGAACAAGCAUGGCAGGAAUCCUCAUCCCGCUCAUUUACAUCAUCGUCUGCAUCGUCGGCCUGGGGGGAAACUCACUGGUCAUCCACAUAGUCCUGCAUUACUCCAAGACAGAGUCAGUGACCAACAUCUACAUCCUGAAUCUAGCUAUAGCCGAUGAGCUCUUCAUGCUGGGCCUUCCGUUCCUCGCCGUGCAGAACGCCAUGCACUCCUGGCCCUUCGGCUCAUUCACGUGCAGGUUGGUCAUGACCGUUGACGGCAUUAACCAGUUCACCAGCAUCUUCUGCCUCACUGUGAUGAGCAUCGAUCGCUACCUGGCCGUGGUUCAUCCUAUACGGUCCUCAAAAUGGAGACGACCGCAAGUGGCCAAGGCAGUGAACGGAACAAUCUGGGCGGUCUCGUUUUUAGUAGUCUUGCCGGUGGUGAUUUUCGCAAACGUGCAACGGGAAGGAGGCAUCUGCAACAUCAUAUGGCCGGAGCCAGCUAACAUCUGGGGUGCAGCAUUUAUCAUCUACACUUCCACAGUUGGCUUUUUCUUUCCCUUGCUAGUCAUCUGCAUGUGCUAUCUCCUCAUCGUGAUCAAAAUCCGCAGCUCGGGAAAAAAGGUUCAUGCCACUUCGACCAAACGGCGCAAGUCAGAGCGCAAAGUCACACGAAUGGUGGUGAUAGUUGUGGCUGUGUUCGUUUUCUGCUGGAUGCCGUUUUAUGCCCUCAACAUCAUUAACCUGGUGGAGUCGCUACGGGAUGAGCCCCAAGGUCUGCAUCUUUUUGUGGUGGUGUUGUCUUACGCUAACAGCUGCGCUAACCCUAUCGUUUACGGCUUCCUUUCGGACAACUUCAAAAGAGGAUUUGGAAAGGCUCUGUGCCGCUCAUCUCGAAGAGUCGAGAACCACGAGCCAACCGAGCAGCAGCAUCAGGAGGAACGAAGAAGAGUUCUGAUGCCCAGGGAAAGCCUUAGAAGAGCAGUGAGAGAUGAAGAGGAUGAGGAAGAAGAAGAGUACAGGGAGGAAGUGACGGAGAUGACGGAAAUCUGCAGGAUUACUCAGAACGGAAAUGGAAGUGGACAACCUGAAAGCACCAGAGCGCUUUUCUUAGAGAGACCCUCGGGUACUGGGGUUUCUGAGACAUGUUCCCCAGACAGGAGAGGCAUGAGUGGGGAUGUUAAAGGCACAGGCUUUGGAACUGCUGCAACCCUGCUGAACGGGGCUAAAAAUGGGAAUGUGAAAACACUGCCAGAAGAACCAGUGGAAAAAAACAACUCACUGGAGAUCAGCUACUUGUAAAGUUUUGUGUCAGCUGGAAAAACAGUAUUAUUGUACAUGCCUCUCUGAGCUCUAUUCACUCUGUAGUUACAGUACUGCCUUUCCUGAAGUCUAUCAGCUCACCUUCAUGUCUGUGAAAUUUCCUCCUGGUUAUUAGACUUUGUCGUUUGAAAGUGUACAAUCUGGCAACACAAUUUGAAAAGUCACAAUGAAUUUUGCCUUAUUUAUAGGAUACUUGGCAAGUCAAAGCAAGGGUCAUCAGCAGCAUUCAAUGGUAUCAAUACCUAUGGGACCAGCACCACAAUAUGUGAAGCAUCUAUGUGCCUUUUUCUAAAUUUGUUUAGUAGAUUUGAUCAAUGCAUUGAUUUUAUGGCUACGACUGGGCACUAGAUCACCAAGUACAUUUACAUGCUCUUUUGCUUGCGCAUGUGAACAUACUUAGUGAGACUUGUAGCAUACUACUAGGUGGUAAAAUUUGGAGAAGAUUUUUUUGUACAUGUUAACAGGUCAAUAAUUAUACAUCGGCUUGUAGUUUUCUCUAAAUGUAUUUGUAUGUGCUUUUUGCCUUAAUUGUAAAAGUAUUGUACACUAAUUGAAUUAUGUUGCAAACAGGUCUUCAAAGUCAUACAUGGAUAUUGUUAUAUUAUAUAGUUAUGUGCUGCCUA